AUGGCCUCGACGGCACUCGACGUGGAGGGAGGCGCCCGCCGAUCGGCCUCCCUCAAGGAGACGAAGGAGGUUCCCACCGGGAUUGGCUCGCCCGAGGAUGUCUCGGUCCACAGCAUCGCCGGCGACCACACCCACCGGACCCUCAAGUCGCGCCAUAUCCAGCUGAUUGGCAUCGGCGGGACCAUUGGCACGGCGCUAUACGUCCAGAUCGGCCGGGGGUUGAUGAAUGGAGGGCCUGGUAGCCUCUUCAUCGCAUUCACGCUGUGGUGUACCUUCAUUCUCGCCGUGACCUUGUGCAUGGCCGAGAUGGUGACCUACCUCCCCAUCUCGUCCCCCUUCAUCCGCUUCGCGGGUCGCUACGUCGACGAGGCCUUCGGUUUCGCCGCCGGAUGGAACUUCUUCGUUUUCGAGGCUGCGAUGGUGCCCUUCGAGAUUACCGCUUGCAACGUCAUUAUCCACUACUGGAGUGACGCUGUACCUGCAGGGGGUAUCAUUGCUAUUACCAUCGUCCUUUACGGAAUCAUCAAUGUUCUUGCCGUCAGGUUCUAUGGCGAAGUCGAAUUUUGGGCGGCCCUCGGCAAGGUGAUCCUCAUCGUGGCCCUGCUCCUCUUCACCUUUGUAGCCAUGCUGGGCGGCAACCCGCUGGGCGACCGCUUCGGAUUCCGGUACUGGCAAGACCCGGGUGCCUUCGCCGAGCUCUACCACACGGGCGGGCUGGGCCGCUUCAUGGGGUUCCUGCAGUGCCUGAUCCUGGCGUCCUUCACCAUCGCGGGGCCCGACUACGUCUCCAUGGCGGCGGGCGAGUGCGAGAACCCGCGCUACGUGAUGCCGCGCGCCUUCAACGCCGUCUUCUACCGCCUGACCGCCUUCUUCGUGCUGGGCUCGCUCGCCGUCGGCAUCAUCGUGCCGCACACCGACGAGGAGAUGAAGGCGGCCUUCGACGGGGGCGCCCCGGGCGCCGCCGCCUCCCCUUACGUCGUGGCCAUGAACCGCCUCAAGAUCCGCGUGCUGCCGGACAUUGUCAACGCCAUGGUGCUGACGGCGGCCUUCUCGGCGGGCAACAGCUACGUGUACUGCGCGUCGCGGUCGCUGUACGGCAUGGCGCUCGAGGGCAAGGCGCCGCGCAUCUUCCUCAAGUGCACGCGCAACGGCGUGCCCAUCUACUCGGUCGGGCUGGUGCUGCUGAUCGCCUUCCUCGCCUUCCUGCAGGUCUCCAACGACGCCGCCAUCGUGCUGCAGUGGUUCGUCAACCUCGUCACCGCCAGCCAGCUCAUCAACUUCAGCUGCAUGUGCGUCACCUACCUGCGCUUCCACGCCGCCCUGAAAUCACAGGGGAUAGAUCGUCGCACCCUGCCGUACCGCGCCUGGUUCCAGCCCUAUGCGGCCUGGUACGCCCUGAUCGGCACCUUUGUCAUGACCUUCAUGGGCGGCUACAUGGUGUUCCUGCCGGGGAACUGGGACAUCCCCACCUUUUUGUUCUCGUAUACUAUGAUCGCCAUCUGCCCGCUGCUGUACAUUACCUGGAAGCUGGUCCACAAGACCAAAAUCUACAAGGCCCAUGAGAUCGACCUGCAGAAGAACAUGGACGAGAUCGCUGCGUACGAGCGCACCUAUGUGCCGAGCAAACCAACGUAA
Molecule: messenger RNA, 1635 nt
Organism: Chaetomium fimeti
Lineage: Eukaryota; Fungi; Ascomycota; Sordariomycetes; Sordariales; Chaetomiaceae
Product: amino acid permease/ SLC12A domain-containing protein
Exons: 5
Coding region: 1-1635 (544 amino acids)
Biological process (GO): amino acid transmembrane transport
Cellular component (GO): membrane
Molecular function (GO): amino acid transmembrane transporter activity
Source: RefSeq, a predicted model, not a curated record